Messenger RNA from Suricata suricatta (meerkat), 3034 nucleotides. It is a transcript of the gene TRIM41, whose product is annotated as tripartite motif containing 41. The record is from RefSeq and is a predicted model, not a curated record. Bases 727 to 2331 code for a protein of 534 amino acids. Lineage: Eukaryota; Metazoa; Chordata; Mammalia; Carnivora; Herpestidae. The transcript is spliced from 7 exons. Gene Ontology annotation, cellular component: nuclear body. Gene Ontology annotation, molecular function: zinc ion binding; protein binding.
CUCCGCUUCCGGCAUCGGCAGUGGGGAGUCCCUGGCGCUGUCCUCCUUGUCUGGUUAGUAGGAUGGCGCCGGGCCGACGCGGUCGUAUCACCGAGAGCGGACGGCCGUUAAGAGCCUCCACUUUCUCCCAAAGUUUAUCUCCAGUGGCGGGGGAUGGGGGAGGCCGGUCCUUCCAGGUUGUCCGCGUUCCCUGCUCCUUCCUAUUACGGAGACGUGGGCCUCCAUCGUUCUAGCCCUCUCGUCCUGUUCCCGUGUGCCUGCUAGAGCGUCUCCUCGCCGUUUCCUGUCGCCCAGGGGCCCGGGAGGAAAGAAGGGGGCGUAGCGCUAUCGCGGAGGGAACUCGCGAGCUUGGGUGACUCGCAGAAACCGGAAGUGUUGAAAGGCUGGCCGGAAGUGAGGGGGCGGGGCCAGGAAGUGAGGAGGGGCGGGGGUUUAUGAGGAGGCCAAGGGAGCGUUAGGACAGAUUUGCACUCAGGGCCACCUGAGGGACUUGGCUGUAGCGCUCAGCUCUGUCCCCUCCCCUCUCAGAGACACGGUAGUCGUCUAGGAGUAGGGAACUCUGUGGAGGGGUGGGUUGUCGGGAGGACCUUUCUGUGUCUGCGAUUGAGGCAAGGUGUGGAGAGUCGGGGUGGGGGUGGGGCCGGGUCGUCAGGGCGUCUGAGAGGGAAGACCCCCCCCCGCCCCACCCCCCCACCGCCCAUCUACACUGGCUGACUGGACACUAAGAUGGCUGCCGUUGCCAUGGCACCCAACCCUGUGCAGACCCUUCAGGAGGAGGCGGUGUGCGCCAUCUGCCUCGAUUACUUCACGGACCCCGUGUCCAUCGGCUGCGGGCACAACUUCUGCCGAGUGUGUGUAACCCAGUUGUGGGGAGGGGAGGAUGAGGAGGAGAGGGACGAGUUAGACCGGGAGGAGGAAGAGGAGGACGGAGAGGAGGAGGAGGUGGAGGCUGUGGGGGCCGGCGGGGGGUGGGACACCCCCAUGAGGGAUGAAGACUAUGAGGGCGACAUGGAGGAGGAGGUCGAGGAGGAAGAGGAGGGUGUGUUCUGGACCAGUGGCAUGGGCGGGUCCAACUGGGACAACAUGGACUAUGUGUGGGAGGAGGAGGACGAGGAGGAAGAUUUGGACUACUACUUGGGGGACAUGGAGGAGGACCUGAGAGGGGAGGAUGAGGAAGACGAGGAGGAAGUGCUGGAGGAGGACGAGGAAGAGGAGCUAGACCCCGUCACCCCACUGCCCCCGCCUCCAGCCCCUCGAAGGUGCUUCACCUGCCCCCAGUGCCGAAAGAGCUUCCCCAGGCGGAGCUUCCGCCCCAACCUGCAGCUGGCCAACAUGGUCCAGGUGAUUCGACAGAUGCACCCAACUCCUGGUCGAGGAAGCCGUGGGAACGAGCAGGGCAUUUGUCCCAAACACCAGGAAGCCCUGAAGCUCUUCUGCGAGGUGGAUGAAGAGGCCAUCUGUGUGGUGUGCCGAGAAUCCAGGAGCCACAAGCAGCACAGUGUGGUGCCAUUGGAGGAGGUGGUGCAGGAGUACAAGGCCAAACUGCAGGGGCAUGUGGAACCCCUGAGGAAGCAUUUAGAGGCUGUGCAGAAGAUGAAAGCCAAGGAGGAGAGGCGGGUGACAGAACUGAAGAGCCAGAUGAAGUCAGAGCUGGCAGCUGUGGCCUCGGAGUUCGGGCGGCUGACACGGUUUCUGGCUGAAGAGCAGGCAGGGUUGGAGCGGCGCCUCCGAGAGAUGCACGAAGCCCAGCUAGGGCGUGCAGGAGCAGCGGCCAGCCGCCUGGCGGAGCAGGCUGCCCAGCUGAGCCGCCUGCUGGCAGAGGCCCAGGAGCGGAGCCAGCAGGGGGGCCUGCGGCUGCUCCAGGACAUCAAGGAGACUUUCAAUAGGUGUGAAGAGGUACAGCUGCAACCCCCAGAGGUCUGGUCCCCUGACCCGUGUCAACCCCAUAGCCAUGACUUCUUGACAGAUGCCAUCGUGAGGAAAAUGAGCCGGAUGUUCUGUCAGGCUGCCCGAGUGGACCUGACGCUGGACCCUGACACGGCUCACCCGGCCCUGAUGCUCUCCCCUGACCGCCGGGGGGUCCGCCUUGCCGAGCGGCGGCAGGAGGUUGCUGACCAUUCCAAGCGCUUCUCAGCCGACUGCUGCGUAUUGGGGGCCCAAGGCUUCCGCUCUGGCCGGCACUACUGGGAGGAACCUAAAGAACCCUCCUGGCCUGCAGCUUGGCCUUCUCUCACCUGCAAUGUCUGUCCAACAGGUGUGCAUGGGUCCCUGAUGAGAACAGCUGCCUGGUUUUUUUCCCCUCUGUCCACCCAGGGUUGGAGUUUUGACUAGGGGGUUGAGGGGAGACCUAACUCCAUUACUUAACUUCCCUUCCCCUGCCCCUACUUUUCACCUUUCUUGUCAGUUCCCAGGCUGGGAUAUUUGGGCAAGACUCCUGUCUGCCCCAAUUCCAUUUUCUGAUGCAAAUUUUAGCUAAGGGAUUUGGAAGCUUUUGGGGGAGGCAGGUUUGGCAAAAGGGUAGAGCUCGGUAAUGUCUACUCUCUGGGGGAAGUAAGGAGGGAUUCUAGACUCCUUCCAUCCCCAACUUCUACCUCCAUAGACUGGCCAGAAUUUAGCUGGAGAUCUGGAAUGGUCGAUAUGAAUGAAACCACAUACCAUUAUAUUACACAAUAAAUUAUUUUCUCCCCCAUCCUUCUUCUAACACUCACACUAGGAGUAAAGCUUACCCCACCCAGCCCUUCCAGGUCUUUUCACUGCCAGGCUCCUUUCCCCUUUGUCCAAUGAAUCCUUGUGUCCUUAUCCAGCUUCAUGUCUUUAGUUUUCUCCAUCCAUCUGGUGAGCCCUGACUGAGAGCCUGGGGACAGAGGGUUUGGAUCCCCAGGAGCACCUUGGGUAUAAUAUAUUUUUCUAGUAACCCCUUGCCUUCCGUCACUAGUCAGCUUUUAUCCUUUGCUUUGAGGGCAGAGGUCAACUUCUGUUCCUGGGGGAAAGGGAAGAUGGGUUGUGUUGUGGAAAUAAAAAAAUUUGCUUCUUU